Molecule: messenger RNA, 3939 nt
Organism: Vigna unguiculata (cowpea)
Lineage: Eukaryota; Viridiplantae; Streptophyta; Magnoliopsida; Fabales; Fabaceae
Biological process (GO): tricarboxylic acid cycle
Cellular component (GO): oxoglutarate dehydrogenase complex; mitochondrion
Molecular function (GO): oxoglutarate dehydrogenase (succinyl-transferring) activity; thiamine pyrophosphate binding
Source: RefSeq, a predicted model, not a curated record
GUAAGAAAGCAGAGAUAGAAGAAUGGAUGCACUGCAUGAGCAUCAGCAUGUUCUGGAAACAAACAGUUAAUUUGCCAUUAAUUUAAAACUUCAAAACUCAUUCACAACCACCAUUAAACCAUGUCCACUGUUCAUCUCAAUCUCUCUGUGUCUCUCUUCCUUUAACUGUGGAAAGCGCAUUCUUCAAUCUCAGGACAGAAUUUUCAGAACACUCUUCACCGUGUUUUGGUAAUUGAUAGGAAAGGGUGAUACAUGAAGAGGAGAUACUGUUAUUGGUGAUAGAUAUUCUUGAUUGAUUCUUCAGAGUGUGUGUGUGUUGUGUGUGUGAGAGAGAGAUAGAGUUAUGGCAUGGCUUAGAGUUGCUUCCAGCAUAGCAAAACAUGAAGCAAUUAGGAGAAAUCUCUAUGGAGGUGGAGCACUGUAUUGUGGGAAAAGAACCACCACAGUCCUUCCAUCAACAAGUAGAAUUAGAAACUUACACAGCACAGUUUUCAAAUCCAGAGAACAAACUGCUCCUGUUCCUCGCCCCGUGCCCCUUUCUAAACUAACAGACAAUUUCUUGGAUGGGACAAGUAGUGUCUAUUUAGAGGAGCUUCAAAGGGCUUGGGAAGCUGAUCCAAACAGUGUUGAUGAGUCCUGGGACAAUUUCUUCAGGAACUUUGUGGGUCAGGCUUCUACCUCCCCUGGAAUUUCUGGACAAACAAUUCAGGAGAGUAUGCAAUUGCUGUUGCUGGUGAGAGCAUACCAGGUUAACGGCCACAUGAAAGCCAAGCUAGAUCCUUUGGGUCUGGAAGAACGAAAAGUCCCUGAUGAGUUAGACCUUGCCUUUUAUGGAUUCACCGAGGCUGAUCUUGACAGAGAAUUCUUUCUGGGGGUGUGGAAGAUGUCUGGGUUUUUGUCUGAGAAUCGUCCUGUGCAGACUCUGAGGUCCAUUUUGACACGGCUUGAGCAAGCCUACUGUGGAAGCAUUGGGUAUGAGUACAUGCACAUACCGGAUCGUGGGAAGUGUAAUUGGCUUAGGGAUAGAAUUGAGACCCUUACACCAACACAGUAUAAUCGUGAGCGUCGUGAGGUUAUCUUUGAUAGGCUUGCCUGGAGUACACUUUUUGAAAAUUUCUUGGCCACCAAGUGGACAUCUGCAAAGAGAUUUGGGCUUGAAGGGGGAGAGAGUAUUAUUCCUGGUAUGAAAGAAAUGUUUGAUCGAGCAUCUGAUCUUGGGGUUGAGAGUAUUGUUAUGGGAAUGGCACAUAGAGGAAGAUUGAAUGUUUUGGGUAAUGUAGUUCGGAAGCCACUUCGUCAGAUUUUCUGCGAGUUUAGUGGUGGACAACCUGCGGAUGAAGCUGGACUCUACACAGGAACUGGUGAUGUUAAAUAUCACUUGGGAACAUCCUAUGACCGACCAACAAGGGGUGGGAAGAGGAUACAUCUGUCAUUGGUGGCAAAUCCUAGUCACUUGGAAGCAGUGAACCCACUUGUUGUUGGAAAAACUCGAGCGAAGCAGUAUUACUCAAAUGAUAAGGACAGAAUGAAGAACAUGGGGGUUUUGAUUCAUGGAGAUGGUAGUUUUGCUGGACAAGGUGUGGUCUAUGAAACACUUCAUCUUAGUGCUCUUCCAAAUUACACUACUGGUGGGACUAUACACAUUGUGUUCAACAACCAAGUUGCAUUUACAACCGACCCCAAAUCAGGAAGAUCUUCACAGUACUGCACUGAUGUUGCCAAAGCCUUAAAUGCUCCCAUCUUUCAUGUGAAUGGUGAUGAUGUGGAAGCUGUUGUUCAUGUCUGUGAACUUGCAGCUGAAUGGCGCCAAACUUUCCAUUCGGAUGUGGUUGUUGACUUGGUUUGUUACCGUCGAUUUGGCCACAACGAGAUUGAUGAACCAUCUUUCACACAGCCUAAAAUGUAUAAGGUCAUCCGAAACCAUCCAUCAGCUCUUGAGAUCUACCAGAAAAAGCUUUUGGAAUCUGGGGAGCUGAGACGAGAAGACAUUGAUAAGAUACAUAAAAAGGUGACAUCAAUUCUAAAUGAUGAAUUUUUAGCUAGCAAAGAUUAUGUUCCGAAAAGAAGAGAUUGGCUUUCAGCAUAUUGGUCUGGUUUCAAGUCACCCGAACAAAUUUCACGCAUCCGGAACACUGGGGUGAAACCAGAGAUCUUGAAAAAUGUAGGGAAAGCAAUCACGCUGUUACCUGAAAAUUUUAAUCCCCAUAAAGCGGUGAAGAGAAUUUAUGAACAGCGUUCCCAAAUGGUUGAAACAGGAGAAGAUAUUGACUGGGGAUUUGCUGAGGCUCUUGCUUUUGCAACAUUGAUUGUUGAAGGAAACCAUGUUCGGUUAAGCGGUCAGGACGUUGAAAGGGGAACGUUUAGUCAUCGCCAUGCUGUAGUUCAUGAUCAGACAACUGGAGAGAGAUAUUGCCCCCUUGACCAUGUCAUAAUGAAUCAAAAUGAAGAGAUGUUUACUGUUAGUAACAGCUCACUUUCUGAGUUUGGUGUUCUUGGAUUUGAAUUGGGUUACUCAAUGGAAAAUCCAAAUUCAUUGGUGAUCUGGGAGGCUCAGUUUGGUGAUUUUGCUAAUGGGGCUCAAGUUAUAUUUGAUAAUUUCUUGAGUUCUGGUGAGUCUAAGUGGCUCCGUCAGACUGGGCUUGUUGUGUUACUCCCUCAUGGUUAUGAUGGACAAGGACCUGAGCAUUCAAGUGGAAGACUGGAACGCUUUCUUCAGAUGGCUGAUGACCAUCCUUAUACUAUUCCUGAGAUGGAUCCUACUCUUCGGAAACAAAUUCAGGAGUGUAAUUGGCAGAUUGUGAAUGUUACAACUCCUGCAAAUUUUUUCCAUGUUUUACGUCGGCAGAUACACAGGGAUUUCCGCAAACCUCUUAUAGUAAUGUCCCCUAAGAACCUGCUUCGUAGUAAGGUUUGCAGAUCACAUUUAUCCGAGUUUGAUGAUGUUCAAGGACACCCCGGUUUUGACAAACAGGGAACCAGAUUUAAGCGUCUCAUAAAAGACCAAAAUAAUCACAAGGACGUUGAAGGGGGUAUAAGACGUUUAGUACUUUGCUCUGGAAAGGUUUACUAUGAACUUGAUGAACAGCGAACAAAAGAAGAUGCAAAGGAUGUUGCAAUAUGUAGGGUGGAACAGCUCUGUCCUUUCCCUUAUGAUCUUGUCCAACGAGAGCUUAAACGAUAUCCAAAUGCGGAGGUUGUGUGGUGUCAAGAAGAGCCAAUGAACAUGGGUGGAUACACAUAUGUUUUACCUCGGCUCGUAACUUCCAUGAAGGGUGUAGGUAGAGGAGGCUAUGAAGAUGUUAAAUAUGCUGGUCGUGCUCCUUCUGCAGCAACAGCUACUGGUUUCCUCAAGGUUCACCAUAAGGAGCAGGCUGAGCUAGUUCACAAAGCCAUUCAACCAGAACCAAUCAAUUUCCCUUACUGAGCCACACCAUAUUCAUGGUUUCUGCACCAGUUUUAAGCCACUAUCCAUUUGAUAGUGUCUAUAAUUUAGAUUUCACCAUGGGUAAAGGGUUUAUCCAAUUGUUUUAGCAUAUAGCUAUGUUGUUCCCCCUGUUGUAUUGAUCCUUUGUAAUAGUCUUUCAUAGGUUUUAUACUCUUAUUUAUGCAUUAGUUUGGAAUAUCUUUCUCGGUUACCAGACCUUAAUUUGAGUCAUUUCUUAAGUCCCACAUAGGUUAUAGUAGAUAACAGUCACUUGAUAUUGCAUUAUAAAAUGAAACUCCUAGCAUUGUCCAACUCAUACCUUUCUCGGCCUUUUGGCUAAGAUCAAGUGUAGUAUCUGUUCUUAUCAGUUUAAUAUCUGAUAUGUGGGCCAAUGGUCCACACGAUAUUAAAUUAAUUUUUUAAAUGGGGAAGGGCCACAACAGUAGCUUGCUACUGGGUCCUUCAAGUGUCGCUCUUGUGUUGCACUACAGCAUGGGCCUGGCACACCCUUCAAG